Protobothrops mucrosquamatus (brown spotted pit viper) is the source of this 1656-nucleotide messenger RNA. Its product is annotated as retinal-specific ATP-binding cassette transporter-like. The record is from RefSeq and is a predicted model, not a curated record. The transcript is spliced from 13 exons. Gene Ontology annotation, cellular component: membrane; intracellular membrane-bounded organelle. NCBI's taxonomy places the organism in Eukaryota, Metazoa, Chordata, Lepidosauria, Squamata, Viperidae. The annotation marks the transcript as partial. Gene Ontology annotation, molecular function: ABC-type transporter activity; ATP hydrolysis activity; ATPase-coupled intramembrane lipid carrier activity. Gene Ontology annotation, biological process: transmembrane transport; lipid transport.
GUGAAUUAUAUAAUGAGUGCUGGCUUAGUGGUGGCAAUAUUCAUGAGCUUCAAAAAAAAAGCAUACACAUCACCAACCAAUCUUCCUGCACUUAUAAUAUUGCUAUUGUUAUAUGGAUGGGCCAUAAUUCCUAUGAUGUACCCUGCCUCCUGCUAUUUUAGCGUCCCCAGCACUGCCUAUGUUUUCUUGUCUUGCGUUAAUCUCUUCAUUGGUAUUAACACUAGUGCUAUUACAUUUAUUCUGGACCUCUUUGAAAAUAAUGCGCCUCUCCUAGAAUUCAACAAAACAUUAAAAAAAGCAUUUUUGAUCUUUCCUCAUUUCUGCUUGGGUCGUGGACUCCUCGACUUAGCCAUAAACCAAGCUGUGAUUGAUGUCUAUGCACGUUUUGGAGAAGACCGUGUCUUGAAUCCGUUGCGCUGGGAUUUUGCUGGAAAACACAUGCUAGCCCUAGUCGUGCAGGGUGUGAUCUAUUUCAUUCUGAAUCUUCUUCUACAACAUAGUUUCUUAUCUACAAGAUGGUUUAUCCAAAAUACUCUGGGGCCUAUUGUGGAAGAAGACGAGGAAGUUGCAGAAGAAAGGAAGCGAAUAAUGAAAGGAGAGAGCCAAAACUAUAUAUUGAAAUUGCAGGAAUUGACUAAGAUAUACGCAGGAAGGCGUGUACCAGCAGUAGACAGACUCUGUGUUGGGGUUCGUCCGGGAGAGUGCUUUGGUCUCUUGGGUGUGAAUGGUGCUGGUAAGACAACAACAUUCAAAAUGCUGACCGGAGAUAUUAAAGUAACCUCAGGAGAUGCUGUUGUGGUUGGUAAUAGCAUAUUGACCCAAAUCUGGGAUGUUCAUCAAAACAUGGGCUAUUGCCCACAAUUUGAUGCUAUUGAUGAACUACUAACAGGAAGAGAACAUUUGUUUCUCUAUGCCCGUCUGCGUGGUGUCCCAGAAGCUGAAAUUCAGAGGGUGGCAGAAUGGGGAAUUCAGAAACUUGGACUGUCACAAAAUGCAGAUCAGUUGGCAGGAACAUACAGUGGCGGCACCAAACGGAAACUUUCCACUGCUAUUGCAUUGAUAGGCUGCCCUCCCUUAGUCCUGCUAGACGAACCAACUACAGGAAUGGACCCCCAGUCCCGACGCUUGUUAUGGAACUCAAUUUUCAGUGUGAUCAGAGAUGGAAGAGCUGUGGUUCUUACCUCCCACAGCAUGGAAGAAUGUGAGGCGCUCUGUACACGCAUAGCUAUCAUGGCUAAAGGCACCUUCAAAUGUCUGGGCACCAUCCAGGAUCUCAAAUACAAAUAUGGAGAUGGCUACAUCGUUACCAUGAAAAUCAAGGCACCUAAACUUGGAUUACUCCCAGAUCUCAGCCAAGCAGAACAAUUUAUGUGCCAGAACUUUCCAAGAGGGAUACAGAGAGAAAAGCACUAUAACAUGCUGCAGUACCAAAUAUGUACCUACUCACUGGCCAAGAUCUUUAGAUUGAUUCUCUCCAACAAAGAGAACCUAAAUAUUGAAGAAUACUCUAUCUCACAAACUACCCUAGAUCAGGUUUUUGUAAAUUUUGCUAAACAGCAGAUGGAGGAUGAGGAGAUUCCUCUACACCCUCGUGCAGCUGGAGCUAAUAGAGAGAUGAAAGUGACUCCUGUUGUCUAUCGGCAUAUAAGCAAAUAA